UUGACGUGAUUUCGAAUGAAUUUCCGCAAAUGCAUGCGAAGAAUUUGAUGACAGAUAUUUCAAAUAUUGAACAUCCCUAAUUACGGAAACACAUUUAAUUUAUUAAUAGUGAUUAUUAAUUAGUCAUAAAUAUAACAUUAUCGGUUUAAUGUUAGCGCUGGUACGUUAAAGCGAAAACGCGCGUUUGUAUCAGUUAAAUACAAACAUAUAGUUUAUUGUGAAUAAACAAAAAUGGAAUAUAAAAAAAAUCUUAACCUCGAAUUUAUAGUGUGUGCAUUUCUAGUCACGGCAAGCGUUGCGCAACCGUUUCCACCGCAGGGAGGACAGUUCCAACCUAUUCCAGCAAGCAAUCAAAACAUACAAUCUGGUCAACCGACCAAUCAAAACAUGCAACCAAUGCAACCAACCAAUCAAAAUAUGCAACCCACCCAGACAGCCAAUCAAAACGGUCAGCUACAAAUUCAAUCAACCAAUCCGGUACAGGAUACUCAAGAACUUUCACCGGAAGAACAAAGUCAAAUAUCCUGCGCUCAGGCGGGCCGGGCGGUUGUGUCCCAGUGUUUUCAGCAGAAUGGCGGGUUUGAGAUGCUCACAGUUAUCGCCCUUCUCUCAAACGGCACCCAGAGCCCUCUGCCCCCGAACCCAGAGUCCGUAAGACAGAACCUUUGUCAAGCCAAUCGUCAAAUCGUUGCAUGCGUGUUUGCAAGCAUCGAGCGGUAUAAUGGUUCACAGGAAUGCAGUACAGAGUCGUCGUACACUCGCCUGAAGCAGGAAACCGUCGGCCUUCUCAAUGGGGUACAGCAGAUGUGUGGACAGGGUCUGAUGCCGGAAGUGACGCCGUGCAUGCAGCGACUCAACUACGACCUGCUGCAGUGUGUGCCGGAAGUGGGACUCAAUCCGGACCUGUACACUGGCCGCGGCUCCCGCAUGGAGGGCGCCAUCAUCGGCGACAACCGUGAGGUCGCCCGCAUGUUCUGCGACAAGCGAAAGGAUUUGUUUGAGUGUCAGCAACGGGUGUUGGCGCGAUGCCAGGGGUCGCGCUUGCUGCAGCAGCUGUCCGGUAACGAUCAGAAGUCCUCGCAGGCCGGGAUCGACGUCCUGUGUGGGGAUAUUGACGUAUACGUGAGCGGGCUGGUGUGCUUCCAGACGCCAACCAAGGAGGUGAACCGGUGCGCGGCCUCGCUAGUAAGCGACAUGACGGACGUCACCAUCAAACAGAUCCGGGACGACCUCGAUACGCCAGCCUUCUUCAGGGAAUACUGCAAAGUGCGAAUAGGUAACUUACAGUGCGACAGCCGCGCAUGGUCGAAUGUUUGUAACAAAACUGCGGUUAAUUUGAAAUCGGAGUACCAAUGUAACGUUCUUCCGCCGCAGUGUAAGAAUGACUCGAGCAUCCAGGCUCUUUAUGAGCAGACUUGUGCAGCAAAGAACUUCGCGCGUGAACAAUCCGUGUCCGGUUCCGGUUCAGAACCAGGUGGCGGAGUUUCAAAUAUUUUGGCGGGAGUUAUGACUUUGGUUUUACCGAUAUUUGUGAUGUUUGUAUAAAAUGGUCGACUCGUUCUUAGAAAGUGAACUGUAAUAAAACUUGUUUUGUUGAAGCUUACUUGUUUUGGUUAAAUGUGUGUUGUUUUUAAUUUGGUUACAAAAAUGAACUCUUUAUAAAAGUUGUGUGAUAUCUAGUAGAAGCUUGAUUAAAUGCAUAUGUUUGUUGGCAUUUGAAUGCUAAUUUGGACUGAAUAUUAUAUAUCAUAGUUCGAUAUUGUUCUAAUUCAAACGUCUUUUUUCUGUGCUGUUGCAAACUCAA
Messenger RNA from Mya arenaria, 1804 nucleotides. RefSeq lists its product as uncharacterized. Lineage: Eukaryota; Metazoa; Mollusca; Bivalvia; Myida; Myidae. The record is from RefSeq and is a predicted model, not a curated record. The coding region runs from base 232 to 1545 and encodes 437 amino acids. The transcript has 8 exons.